This is a messenger RNA of Contarinia nasturtii (swede midge), 1725 nucleotides long. RefSeq lists its product as uncharacterized. Bases 206 to 1582 code for a protein of 458 amino acids. Gene Ontology annotation, molecular function: protein binding. NCBI's taxonomy places the organism in Eukaryota, Metazoa, Arthropoda, Insecta, Diptera, Cecidomyiidae. The record is from RefSeq and is a predicted model, not a curated record. The transcript has 3 exons.
UGUACAGCGUCAACCGUUUGAGACUGUCAUUGUAUUUGUGUGUCAUUUGAAUAUACAGAGUGAAAAACGCGGUAAGCGGCAAAUUCAUAAGAAUGAAACUGUCAAAAUCAAAGUCGACCAAAUAACAUUUCUAGCAAUUGCCAGACAUAAUUAAGCAGAAAAAUUAAUUUCUUUUUUGCAAAGUGUAAAUUGCAAACAAAAUACAAUGACAACGUUGGAAGAAGAAGUAUCAAAGCCAGAGCUAACCCUCGAUGAAUUGGGCGAAGAUUGUUUAUUUGAAAUAUUGAAUCGAUUGCCGGCAAAAAAUUUGUAUGCAAUGGCUGAUACAUGUACACAAUUUUUGAGUUUGGCGUCAAUUCAAUAUCGACGAUUGCAUCCAGAAAAGUAUAUUCGUGUGUCAAUAGUCGACGAAAAAAUUGAAGUGACACCCAACGAACACGAUGUGAAAAAAUUCGGAUGGAAGUUUCUCAAUUUGAUCAUUUGUGGAGAAGGACGUCAUUUUCGGUGGAACGAUGGUAGUCUCAAUUGUAUUUUGAGCGAUUGCAGUAAAAAUUUGCAAAUGAUUCGAUUCGAAAAGGCAAUGUUGAACGGUUUGCAUUUGAAUGUGUUGAAAAUGAUGUGCAGUCGCACCGAAACAAUUGUUCUACACGAAUGUGGCAUAAAUGAUGAUAUCUACGAUUGUUUGCUGAAUGCAUGUCACAAUUUAAAACAACUCAUCAUCUCCGAUUCGUACACCAUAAUUGAUCCGGAAUAUGGAAGUAAAUGGAUGCAACAAAAAUAUCCACUGUUGACAUGUGUUCAAAUUUGUUCGAUGACAUUGUUGCCGUUCCAAUCAAGACAUUGGGAACAAUUUUUCCGACAAAAUCCGCAAAUUCAAAGUUUUGCCUGCGAUCAUUGGUAUUCUAUUGACCGCAACGAUCGUCCAAUUAAGGUGAUUAAGGAAAAUGCACCGAAUCUAUCACGAUUGUAUAUUUCAUUGCGUGGAAUUGGACAUUUGAAUGGUACUUACUACGAUUUGAACGAGCUAUGCAAGAGCGAACAUCUGAAGGACCUUGAAUUACAGUUCACCGGCACGACAGGCAUGCAGUAUUUGAUGCGCCAUUCAAAAAUACUUGGUACAAUGGAACGAUUAAGCACUCUUCAUCUGAGUAAUAUAAUCCUAUCGAAAGAGUUUGUGCCAGCCAUCACCGCGCUAACAAAAUUGAAGCGAUUGAACUUUGUUUCGACCACUUUUACCACUGAAGUUGCUGAAUUUCUUUCGAAAGGAUUGCCAAACUUGGAAGAAGUUUACUGUGAUGUGUUGAACGAUAUUACAUCAUUCGUAAUACACGCACCAAAUCUCAGGAAGAUUGAAUUGACCAACACAGAAAUGGCUGAACUUCAUUUGGGAUGGGGAUUACUUUUCUUGGAUCAAGAACGAACAAAAAUUCACAAUGCAUGCCCAAUUAUCAUUUACAUCAAACGAAUUUCGGAAGAAAAUAAUGAAAAUCCGAUGCUUUCAAGCGGACUCAUUACAAUCAAACCAAUACCGCAGGACAAACGCAUACUGUCAAAAGUAGAAAAUACUUUCCUGAAUGUUUAGAAAAAUUCAUCAUUCCAUCGAUUUUUUUAUAUUGAUUUUCGAAUAGUAGAAUUAGUUCAUCAAUACAUAGGCCACAAUUUAUGAUUGUUUUACAUGUAAAAACCGAAACUGAUUUGAAAUUCGAAUUAAAAACCGACUUUGCU